GCACAUGACGUACAGAUGUGUUCGAAUCUAUCCGGACGUGAUCGGACACACGGAAAAAGCCACGGUAACGAAAUGCAUCCGACUCAUGGCGCGUUAUAUGCCUUCCGCUUGUCCCUGAAUCAGGUAGCCGCUCCAACUUUCUACCGCAGGACUGCCGUGGACCGCAGCGCGACCAGAUCUGCAAUUUUCCUCGCGACCCUCGGCUUGUCCAUGAGCAUUUUCUCGUUGAAGCAGAUGCAGUCCUCGUCGGGCCGUCGUCUGCAGCGCGUUUAGAGAUCGCGAUUGCGACCGCAAUUAUACGAGCGACAAACAAAAUCACUUCAGCUCGGUCAAAAUUCGACAAAUCCCUCGGCCAUCCGCACAAUAUAUCUUGCGCGACAAUGUCAUCCUAAACUACGCUGUAGUUUCGAAUGUCAGCGACAAUGCCGACGAGAUUCCGAGGAGAAACAAUUUAGCAUAAGAGACAGUAAGCAAUAUGAUAUCUUGAAUUUGGCGAUUCCAGGAGAGCAAAGUGCAGUUCUGUGUUUAGGAAUAUCGCAUGGAAGAAGCGUGUGUGCUCUUCUCCUGACGCGAAUGGCGGAUUCUCGGAUGUUCCCGGGGUUCAUCGUGUCCCCGAUUUGUAGGCGCGUGCACAAGACUUCACGCUUUAGCCACAUUGAAUUCAGCACUUGGUACAGACGAGGGUAAAGCGGGCGCGAGUGGCAGCGCCCGGCGCGGCUGGAGAUCUACACGUGCGCUUCUUCGACUGAAGCGCCAACAGGUCUGAUUUCUUGUAGCACCAUUCUAGUCUUGGAAGCGUAAGUCGAGAAUUUCUGCAAUGCAGUUUCUACGAAAAGAUGCAGCCUUGUGAUCUAUGUCAUUUCACGAUUCGAAAAGAGCUUUCAUCGAUGAGCACAUAAGUUAUUCUUUUUCCUCGAUACAUUGAAACAAGAGAUCAGUUUUUUUUUUUAAGUAAUCAAAGUGGUAAGGAAAAAGAAACUGAAACGUUCUUGGCUAGUUUGUACAAUUAAUUAAUUAAUUAAAUUCUUUGGUUAUGGUCGCAAUAGUUGGAAUAUCAACUCUUUGAACAAUGCUCAAUUCUCUUUCAAAAUUUUCAUUAUAUCGCAUUGAUGACACGCGCGUCUCGAUGUGUUGCACUGUCCUUGACAUAAGUUAGAUAUUUCUCCUUUUAUUGUAACUGAGUCAAGCACAGUUAUUUCAUAACGUAAAAAGUAUUUGAUUGAUAAAUUAACAAGGUUCACGUGUGAAAGUUCUUCUCGAAGAGAUGGCAGACUGCGAACAGGCUCGUGCAAAAGAAACUCGUCGAACGGAAGUAUCUGCGAUACACACUAGCAAAAGUUAUAACCUUAGGUAGAAUUCAGUCGUAACGUAAAGUAAAGCUCAUCACUCGGAUAUCGUCGAUAACGUUCGCCUUUUCCACCAUUGGUAAAUGUCGCGCCGACCUGAUGUUGUUAGAGCUUAACGCAAAAGCGCUAUGUCGAUUGUAAACUGUAUUUGCGUUACCGUAGUCGCUCACAAAAAGAAAGAUUCUCACAAUACACACAAACGUGUUAUCGCGCGAGGCUUGAUUCAAAUCUUCGACUUCUCCUUUCAGUAUCAUUUCCGCUCUCCUGCUUGUCCUGCAUCUUUAACGUGUAAGAAAAAAAAUCUGUUCUAAAUUUCUCGCGAAUCGAUACUGUCCAUAAUCUUAGAGACGAUAGAACCCAUCGCAACGUAAUUGCUGCGCGAUGAGUGAACCCCGUCGUCAUUGUACAAGUCUAUACUUCGUAUGAUUGUAUUAUGAUUGUCAUCGGAGCGUUCUUGAAAUUGAUAACUGUUUCGAAUAAAAAUGUUAAAAUUCUA
Messenger RNA from Odontomachus brunneus, 1842 nucleotides. RefSeq lists its product as uncharacterized. Lineage: Eukaryota; Metazoa; Arthropoda; Insecta; Hymenoptera; Formicidae. Bases 16 to 273 code for a protein of 85 amino acids. The transcript has 3 exons. The record is from RefSeq and is a predicted model, not a curated record.